Molecule: messenger RNA, 3996 nt
Organism: Dacryopinax primogenitus
Lineage: Eukaryota; Fungi; Basidiomycota; Dacrymycetes; Dacrymycetales; Dacrymycetaceae
Exons: 2
Coding region: 97-3996 (1299 amino acids)
Biological process (GO): transcription by RNA polymerase II
Cellular component (GO): nucleus
Source: RefSeq, a predicted model, not a curated record
GCGACUCGCGGCACAAGUGCAUUUGCAAAGAGCAGGAAGGACAAUGUAACACAACCAGAUCAUGUGACGGCCAUACUGUCAACUGUUUCACCCACCAUGAAAUGGGAGCCAACAGAGGACGACGAGGAGCACCUUCCAGCGCCGAUAUCAGGUCCGGAGCCUGUUGUUGCACAAGCCCAAAACAUGUCAAAGCUACUGCAAGAGGUGGGAGAAGAGAACGACAGACGUAUAGCGGGGAUGACCGAGGAGGAGAGAAUGGCUGAAAGGGAUGAUCUCUUGCAGAAGUUUGGUGGUGGUGUUGGGGAGAUGCUGAGGCUCAGGAGGCUGAAACGAGAGGGCAAGGCUGCCAAUCGUAAUGGUCACCCAGGCCAUGUGGACAUCCAAUCUCCUAUUCCCCGGACUCUGCGAAUCGCCCCUCUUGGCGUCAACAAGGGCAAUGCGAUGGGUAUAGACACUGCUGUCAGCAUGUUGCCCGAUGACUCACCGAAGUCAGCCGAUGCCAUGGAGCCUCCCAAAACCCCUGUGUCGCGUGCUGAGCUACUGGAAGAUCUCAAUCGUCCGAGAAGUGCAAUGCGAGGCUCUACCGCACACUCUGACACUUCGUCUACGAUCCGCCGAUUACGGUUUGCCGAUGUCACACCCUCAGACAUUCAUGUCUAUCCAUCCCAACCAACCUCACCUAGAGCAGUUCACAUGCUUCUAGCUCCUCCAGAUGACGGGGCAGCGGAUGGUAUCCCAGUGACACAACUGAAGUUCCGGUCAUUGCGUCCCGAAACAAUACACAAGCGUGGCGAUGGCCCUGCUGUUUGGUUAGCUCAGGAACAACCUUCGGAGCUGUCUUCUUCCAUGGAUGCUUCCAUGGAUAUGGAUGCAUUGGAGGAAGGAACACCAGAAGACAUCAGACACCGUUUUUUCCCGAAUGAAGACGCGGCUCAGCUAGGUCUUGAGUGGAUCACCGCUCCUUCCGCCACAGAACAAUCAUCCGAUGCACCGAGAUUUGAUCUCCAAGGAAUGCCUAUACCUCGAUCCCUGCAAACAACACUACCUACACAUCUCGGUUUGCAUCAUACGUCAUCUUCCUUGGCCGGGUAUACCCUUGACGACUUGUUAUAUCUGUCGAGAUCAACAAAUGCUGCGCAACGUGCAACUGUCCUUGGUGUAUUGGCAAAGAUUAUUUUGCGCAUAAGACAGGGACAUAUCUCCUCGGAUAUGCUAGGACCUGAAUCACGAGAGCGGAUAUUGAAAUCUGGCAUAGCCGCUCUCGGAGAGAAAGGAAGCGUCGGCGCCCGUGCGGUGGAAGUAGUGUGGGAAGCAGUGGUAGGAGGGGACGAAUCUUACAUGCUCCAGGAAGGAGUUGAACUCUGGGGUGAAGAAAAGCGCAAGGUUUCUUCAGAAUCGCAGGACGAUGAACCGCCUUCCCUAAUUCCUGGAUUGGAUGCGAUUUCUUCUAUACCUCUCGAAGAGGUGCUUCCGCUUAUACAGUCGUAUUUUACGGUGCCGCCUUCAUUCCCUGCCGUCACCUUAUCACAAUUGCUUGGUAUUCUACAUCGCCUAACAUCACAUUACGAAGCACACGCGUCAGCGAUUAUCAAAGCCCCUCACUUCCUUGCAUCUAUUCUUUCAGCUUGGCUGGCUUACAAGCCCUCGGACUUCCCCGGAGAAUCGGCUCAAGACCCGAAGCUCCUACAAUUGCUGUCUGUCGUAGCUGCUUCGUCCCGUUCAAAUGGAGAGGCAUUGGCCGUGGACGUGCCAAACACGCUCCUUCGUUUUAUCGCCCAAAUGCCUCAAACGUCGCAGUCAGUUGAAGAGCGCGAGUUGCGCGAGAGCCUGAUGGCCGAGACCCUUCAUUUCUACGCAACCCUUGGACGAUAUGGAUUAGGUUGCAAGGUCGCCCUUAUCGCACAAGAGCUCAUGUCCCUUCUCGUCAAAUAUAUCGCCAAAACUUUGUCCGAAGGUGACAUCACUCCGAGCUUUGCGCGUUUGGCAGAAGCGUUCUUUGAAGUACGGGAAAUUUGGACGACCUGUGCUAUCGAUCCACACAAGACCAGCCCACCCCAUGAGCUCAUCUGGUCCCAAAUCGAAGCAUUCGGUUGGGUGGACGACCUCCUACAAAUUGCUGUGCAUGUUCCGGCAGAACAGGAUACUGUGUGGGCUGGGCUGUGGAGCGCGACGGCAGCUUAUGCGGAAGGUGCGAUCAUCAAUGGAGUUAACAAGGGCCAGGAUGAGAGGAAGAAAGUGUUAGAAGGACUACGAGAGCUCACCCAGGACGGGAACGGCCGAGUGGCUAUCGACUCUGCUCUAGAAGAUCUGCAGAACUGCUUAGACAUGUAUGAUGGCAUUGGUAAACCCAAGUACCUCGAGUCACUUGGUGACGUAGCUCGGUCAGCUAGGCUGCUUGGCGCAGCGAUCCGUCUCUCUUCGUCUCUUAUCACCUCAGCUACCUCAACAUCCGAUCCGCUUGGGUUGCCCGGGGCCUCGAUCUCUCGUCUCAUGGAUAAUCUGCUCAACACGACAAUCCUGCACGACGCGCUCGACAUCACCGCUCCUCCCGGUGCUUACGUACAUCUUCGACCGUUGACAACGCUUCUCAUGAACGAACUCAAGCUGUCACAUCGUUUGGGGACGAUGUCGAUGGAGAGCUGGUCUACACGAGCUCUUAGGAUUCUGCGCCAUCUACUGCCGGGAGACGAAGCCUACGCCCAUUGGAUCUUCCAGACCUUCGUCGCCGGUGCGAAAGAUUUGGCGGAUAGCAUGGACAUUGCCAUUGAUGAUUCAAUCAUCAAUCAAAGAUGUCUGGAGGAUGUCCUGCCCUUCUAUAUGCACGCUAUCCGGCCCGAUCACAAGUAUAGUGUCGCAUCGUUCACCUCUGAUCCUCAAUCACUCCCACUUUGGACAAGAAUUACGCUUCCCUCCCUCGCGGCGUUGCACAAGCCCCGAACUUCGACGCUUAAAGCACCUGUCGGCCUGCCUCUGAAGCAUGACUACCUCUUCCAGCCCUUGUCUGACCUGCUUCGCUCCGCUACCACGACGGCGUUUGAGAGCUUCCCUGUGUCAUGGAACGCCUCAGAGACAGAGGUGACGCGCGCCACGCUUUUUGGAGCGGAGAUGUACCAGACGCUUCUGCUUGAGACGCACCCUCUUGAGGCGCUAAGGAGGGAGGAAAUCGUUUUUGGAUGUAUGAGGGUGGUGAUGCUUGAGCAUGGGCAGCCGCAGGGGGACUCGAGCGAGGACGUCUUCCGCGACGCAGUCGUUUCGGGGCAGAUGAAGCGCCUUCUAGAACCUUUCCUGAUAUCACCUUCUUCACCUGCCCUCGCAUCAUACAACAUUUCCUCAACCCAGGAACCGUCACUCGAAGCAGCAGCGAAAGACUACCUCGGCUCCGGUGUGCCAUUCUACCAAUUCUACACUGACCUGCUAGCGCUAUACGAGGCCAUCUCCUUCGCAGACCCCGUGUUUAGCGCUCUCCUUCUCCCUCCUCUGAGCAUGCCCUAUCCACCAGACUAUCGCCAACUGUUCUGGGGCGAGAACUCGGUAGCUCCGCGUAUGGUACGUACGGAGGUUGGAGGAGUGCCAGCUGAGGGGCUGGGCGAAUUUUUGUGGCCGGUUGAAGGGUCGACAGAGAUGCUGGGACGGUAUGUGAGGGCGUUGGUGGAUGGGACGGUUGGCGGAUUCCUAAGGGUCGUUGCGAGGCAUCAUGUUGCUUGCAGCAUCUGGCUUUCUCCCGCUCCCGUCGCAUCUGAUAACCCUACUCCGGCGACUCACGCAAGCCCCAACACUCGGUCCACACCUCCUGAAGGAGGCGAGACGCGCCGUCGACACCUUCUCCUUGCGCUCCUCCGCUCGGGAAAGAAGCAAGUCGUCGCUGAUAUCCUGACUUAUCAACCAGAAGUGCUAUGUGAGGGGGCGCCGAUGACUGGCAGAGAAGAAAGGCUAGCAUGGGUCAGAAGUUGGGGAGGGCAGGAUGUGGUUUCCAGGCUGGACGCGAGCCUGAGCUGA